Onychomys torridus (southern grasshopper mouse) is the source of this 2610-nucleotide messenger RNA. RefSeq names its product glutaminyl-peptide cyclotransferase (gene Qpct). Gene Ontology annotation, molecular function: glutaminyl-peptide cyclotransferase activity; zinc ion binding. The coding region runs from base 1 to 1485 and encodes 494 amino acids. The transcript has 8 exons. Lineage: Eukaryota; Metazoa; Chordata; Mammalia; Rodentia; Cricetidae. The record is from RefSeq and is a predicted model, not a curated record.
AUGGAAAUGGUAGUGGCUUCUGGAGGAAACGCUUUUCCCGGGGGCUUCCACUCCAGGCUUUCUCCAGGGAGGUUCCAGUUUCCACAAGUGUUGAAUGGGGCGAGCAAAUUAGAUAGGGGCGCCUCGAAGGAACCUGGGACGGUGCCUGAUUCCAAAGCUCGUGUCACCCAGGGCAGCCCAGUCCCCUGGCUUGCUGGCGUCUGGGGGCCGGAGGGCUGCGGGCUUCUGCUAGCGCAGCGCAGCGGGAGGCCACCGGAGGCGACGGGGAGGCGGGCACAGUCAACCCAAGGGUGGAGACGCGGGGGCAGGCGACCGGCGCGCGUUCCCGGGCUCGUGACCGCCGGCGGCCCGGGGAAUCCGCGUCCACACACUCUUGCAGAGAUGGCAGGCGGCGGCGACAGCCGGCGGCGCGUCGUGGGCACCGUCCACCUGCUGCUGCUGCUGCUGCAGCUGGCGGCUGUCUUGUCUCAGACAGCCAGGACUCAGAGUCCCGACACCACUCCCUGGACACAGGAGAAGAACUACCACCAACCAGCACAUUUGAACUCUUCAUCUCUUCAACAAGUUUCGGAAGGCACCAGUAUUUCUGCAAUGUGGCAAAAUGACCUGAGACCGCUGCUGAUCGAACGCUAUCCAGGGUCACCCGGAAGCUAUUCUGCCCGUCAGCACAUCAUGCAGCGAAUUCAGAGACUUCAGGCUGAGUGGGUUGUGGAAGUCGACACCUUCUUGGGUAAGACGCCCUAUGGGUACCGGACCUUCUCGAAUAUCAUCAGCACUCUUAACCCAGAAGCUAAACGACACUUGGUCCUUGCCUGCCACUAUGACUCCAAGUAUUUCCCUGGAUGGAACAGCAGAGUGUUUGUGGGAGCCACGGAUUCAGCUGUGCCGUGCGCAAUGAUGUUGGAGCUAGCUCGUGCCUUGGACAAGAAACUCCAUUCCUUGAAGGAUGUCUCUGGUUCCAAGCCAGAUCUCUCGCUCCGGCUCAUUUUCUUUGAUGGAGAAGAGGCUUUUCUUCACUGGUCUCCUCAAGAUUCUCUGUAUGGCUCUCGGCACUUAGCCCAGAAGAUGGCUUCCACCCCACACCCUCCUGGAUCAAGAGGCACUAACCAACUGCACGGCAUGGAUCUGCUGGUCUUACUAGAUUUAAUUGGAGCUGCAAAUCCAACAUUUCCCAAUUUUUUCCCCAGGACCACCAGAUGGUUUAAUCGACUCCAAGCAAUUGAACAAGAACUCUAUGAAUUGGGUUUGCUCAAGGAUCAUUCUUUGGAGAGGAAGUAUUUCCAGAAUUUUGGCUAUGGAAAUAUUAUCCAGGAUGACCAUAUUCCAUUUUUAAGAAAAGGUGUUCCAGUUCUUCAUUUGAUAGCUUCUCCUUUCCCUGAAGUCUGGCACACCAUGGAUGACAAUGAAGAAAAUCUGAAUGAGUCAACCAUUGACAACCUAAACAAAAUCAUUCAAGUCUUUGUGUUGGAAUACCUUCACUUGUAAAUAUUUGAGUUUAGUUUGUGGUAAUUGCUUCUGUAUCAAAUUCAAAAGUCAAGUUGGUGUUUAAAUAAUCUGAUUCCAGAUAAAUGUUGUAUGUAAAACUUCCAUCCUAUAGAUUCAUCCUGUAGGUGUUUUUGAAUAUGUGAUCAGUGAACCAUAGAAUUCUAUAGUGCCUUUAAUUGCUCAUUAGUUUUCAUCUAGAGACAAGAAAGGAACAUGCAAAGAAAUAAAAAAUAAAUAACUUUUGAAACUCUUUUAGAUGAAAACUUUAAAAUGACAUUAGAUUUACUUUUCAAUAUCAUAGACAUUUAUACACUACUUAAAUAUGAUGAUGGUGUACAAUAUAUAGCUGUAGUUUUAUAUGUUAUGUUAUAUAGUGUCUUAUAUACUGUGUUAUAUUAUAUAACACAGACAUGUAUUUUGACAACCCUUAAAUUUCUUCAAGAAAGAUUUGUGGAGUUUAUUUCUUGGAAAUUAAAGUUUGAAUUAAAUGUUAUAUAAUGAGUUUGUUUUCCAUGUCCAUAAGUGAGAAAGUGUGCGUUUUAGUGCAUAAUCCAAUUUUCUAGAGUUUUACACCUUAAGUUUUUUUUUUGUAAAAAUGAUAUAGUUGGUAACAAAACAAUUGAAAAAGGAUACAAAAGUAUAAUCCCAUUAUAUUAACAGAAUCACUAUGGCCUCUUUAGUGGGUCUCAGUUUUUAUUGCACAUAUUUCUUAUAUAAAUAUAAUCAAACCAUAUCUCUAAUUUUGGAGGGCUUUCCCAUUAAUGUAAUUAUAAGAUGCAUAUUUGCUGUUUGGAUCUUGGGUUGAGAUAAAAACAGAAAAGGACCCCCAAGUACAUCCUUAAGAGUUGAUGUUGAGGAAUCAUAACAGUAGCACAUAAACUGAUAAUUUUCUUGCAAUUAGAUUUUCUGGUAUUUGGGUUUGGUAGAGUAUAGCAUUUUUUUUUUUUUCUGGAGACACUUAAGCAUCCUGGAUUAUCUUUAGAGCUAGGAAACAAUUAUCUAUAAAUAACAAUCUUGAUCAAAUGAACACUUAGGGAAAUUUAUCAUUCCAUAUAAAUGAAGUUAGUUGAGGCCACUGCUUGUAGCCAGAAGUUUUCCUGUGUCCUGCCUGGUCUGCGGCCACUC